Molecule: messenger RNA, 1131 nt
Organism: Chlorella variabilis
Lineage: Eukaryota; Viridiplantae; Chlorophyta; Trebouxiophyceae; Chlorellales; Chlorellaceae
Exons: 9
Coding region: 178-1131 (317 amino acids)
Biological process (GO): mRNA splicing, via spliceosome
Cellular component (GO): catalytic step 2 spliceosome
Molecular function (GO): protein binding
Source: RefSeq, a predicted model, not a curated record
CAGGCUGCACGACCUCUUUUACCUGCAGGGCGGUCCAGGGCAAUGGCAGCCACUCCUUGUCACAGUGGUGUGGCCUGGUCUCGCCACUCGUGCUGCAGGCCAAGCCACGCCCCCAGUUCGCCAUCAUAGGCCAGUUCAGCACACUCGCAGGGCGGCGGCCUUUACAGCCAGCAUAGCAUGCCCAGCCGCUCAAGGCCGCUGGGUCCGGCACCCGCCCCUGGGUCUUUGCUGCCUCCCAAUGAGAAGCUGCCCAGCAGCGAAACACACUGUCUGAGGGGGCACGAGGGCCCAGUUCUGGCGGUGCGGUUCAACAUGCAGGGCACCUACUGCCUGUCCUGCGGCAAGGACCGUACCGUGCGGCUGUGGAACCCGCACCGCGGCAUCCCCAUCAAGGUGUACACAGGGCAUGGAUACGAUGUUCGCGACGCGGCAGUUGUUUCCGAUAACAGCAAGUUUGCCUCGUGCGGCGGCGAUCGUCAAGUGUUUCUUUGGGAUGUCUCCACCGGCAACAUCAUCCGCAAGUUCCGUGGGCACGAUGCCUACAUCAACACACUCUGCCUCAGCCCCAACAACGACGUGCUGGUGAGCGGCGGCUAUGAUGCUGCUGUCAAGGUAUGGGACUGCCGCUCUCGCUCCAUCGACGCCAUCCAGGUGAUGAAGGACUGCCGAGACUCGGUCACAUCUGUCGCAGUGACGGAACGUGCCGAGAUCCUAGCGGGCAGCGUGGAUGGCAGCCUGCGGCGGUUUGACGUGCGCAUGGGUCGCCUCUUCACCGACGAGCUGCACCACCCCAUCACCUGCGUCAAGGUCAGCCACGACCACAACUGCGUGCUAGCAGCUUGCAUGGAUGGCACGAUCCGGCUUUUGGACAGGGCAGAUGGCGACCUGCUUGCGGAAUACACAGGCCAUAAACACGGCACCUUCAAGAUGGACUGCUGCUUCACUCCCUCUGAUGCAUAUGUUGUCGGGUCAUCGGAGGAUGGGCGGGUGCUAUGCUGGGAGCUGGUCGAUGCGGAGCUGGUGCAGUCGUUCCAGGCGCACACGGACGUUGUCUGCAGCCUGGCGGUGCACCCCAAGGGCGACUGCCUGCUCACCUCCUCCGUAGAUGGCACCAUCAAAGUCUGGACGUGA